UAUAAAUCUUUUUUAGUUACUAUAUAUUUUUAAAUAAUAUAAAAUUAUCCGCAGAUACGUUCUGUUCGGGUUGUGUGAAACUCCGUGUUCCUCAGUUGAGAGGACACAGAUAGAAAUUUGAAUUGAAAUUUAAAUUUGAUACUAGUCCAUACUCCAUAGCCAAAAACUGAUCUGAUCAGAUCGGAAGAAAAAAAAAAAAGAGAGAAAGUCGGAGAUGGUGAAGGAGACAGAAUACUACGACGUGCUUGGAGUCAGUCCAAUCGCUACCGAGACCGAAAUCAAGAAAGCCUAUUACAUUAAGGCACGACAGGUUCAUCCUGAUAAAAACCCAAAUGAUCCUCUUGCAGCGCAAAAUUUUCAGGUAUUGGGUGAGGCAUACCAAGUCCUGAGUGAUCCCAGCCAACGGCAAGCGUAUGACACUUACGGGAAAUCAGGAAUCUCAACUGAUACAAUUAUCGAUCCUGCUGCAAUCUUUGCAAUGCUUUUUGGCAGUGAGCUUUUUGAGGAAUACAUAGGUCAGCUUGCCAUGGCAUCAAUGGCUUCACAAGACAUAUUCACGGAAGGGGAACAGUUAGAUACUAAAAAAUUGCAAGAGAAAAUGAGAGUUGUUCAGAAGGAAAGAGAAGAAAAGCUUGCACAAAUACUGAAAGAUCGACUAAAAAAAUAUGAAGAAGACAAAGUGGAGUUUGUCAGACAUGCUGAAGCUGAAGUGACAAGGCUAUCCAAUGCAGCUUAUGGUGUUGAUAUGUUGAGUACAAUUGGCUAUAUAUAUGCAAGGCAGGGAGCUAAAGAGCUAGGGAAGAAAGCUAUAUAUUUGGGUGUGCCAUUUAUUGCUGAAUGGUUUAGAAACAAAGGGCAUUUUAUUAAGUCCCAAGUAACAGCAGCAACAGGUGCAAUUGCUUUAAUUCAGCUGCAGGAGGACAUGAAAAAGCAACUCAGUGCAGAAGGAAACUAUUCUGAGGAAGAGCUUGAAGAAUACUUACAGUCACACAAAAAAUUGAUGAUUGAUUCCCUGUGGAAGCUGAAUGUAGCUGAUAUUGAGGCCACUCUUUCCCGCGUUUGUCAGAUGGUUCUUCAAGACAGCAUUGCCAAGAAGGAGGAGCUCCGUGCACGAGCUAAGGGGUUGAAAACUCUUGGUAAAAUCUUCCAGAGGGUUAAAUUAACCAAUGGGAAUGAGAGUGAAAAUGUGCCACCUGGUACAGUACAUAAAUUGAAUGGAAGCGAAACAGGUUGUGAUGCUACUUCUCCCAGUACAUCACCAAAAUCUUCAAAUGCGGAAGAGUCAUCUUAUUCCACAAUAUCAUCACCGAGCCCCUAUGUGCAGACCCCAAACGUUGGAGACUCACGGUUCCCAAUGCCAGCAGCACCACCUGGUGCGCUAAGACACCCUUCAACUGGCAAGGAUUGAGGAUGGAAAGGUUUGAUAUCUCGUUUGAAGUGCUUGUCGUGUAUAAAUACCCUAUCAUGUGUAUCAAUGUUGUGAUUGUAUGAGUAGAUGAUUGUGCCAAAAAGCAUAUCCCGCUUCUGGCUGAGCAGGCGUGCUGUCAUGUAUCUAUGGAAGACAAAUAAUUAAGAACGUGAGGGAGGAGAUGGUUGUAGAAGGUAGUUUUUCAUUGUCACUGCUGGCUGCGAUUGGCUGCCACUUUAAUGUGAAUGAUGUUUUUUGAUGGAGUGGCAUUCUUGUAUUUUGGUGUCACAGUUUCAAUUUUAGUUUCAAAGAUGUUGCUUUGCUUAAUAUUUAUUUUAGUCAUUUGUAGAUCAAUGUAUUACCCGACGAUUUAGACAAAGAAAUUAAGAAAUCAUAAACGACUCUUGCCUUUUUAUAAAUCAA
Messenger RNA from Quercus robur (English oak), 1831 nucleotides. Its product is annotated as chaperone protein dnaJ 10-like. NCBI's taxonomy places the organism in Eukaryota, Viridiplantae, Streptophyta, Magnoliopsida, Fagales, Fagaceae. The record is from RefSeq and is a predicted model, not a curated record. The transcript has 10 exons. The coding region runs from base 215 to 1408 and encodes 397 amino acids.